Messenger RNA from Ooceraea biroi (clonal raider ant), 2046 nucleotides. RefSeq lists its product as uncharacterized. NCBI's taxonomy places the organism in Eukaryota, Metazoa, Arthropoda, Insecta, Hymenoptera, Formicidae. Gene Ontology annotation, molecular function: zinc ion binding; nucleic acid binding. The record is from RefSeq and is a predicted model, not a curated record.
AUGGCGAAGCGGCAAGGCGGUAGUCGGACCCUGGGGCUACGACCGGAGGUGACAGUGACCAGGUUGGUCUCUCGAGACGACGACAAGGCGAAGCAAAUGGUACAUGAGAAGGCGACGAAACAGCAAACGAUAGCACCUGGAAAUGAUGACGACGUGAUUAUUCUAGAGGACAACGAUUAUGUUUUACGGAAGGACAGUGAAAAUAAAAGGGUCGAAGAUAACCUGGCAGGCAACGAGGCUAGUGGAUCUGAAAUGUCAGUGGAUGAGGCAAGCGUGAAAAAGGACAAGAGACAGCACAAGACAAUAGGGAUGAAAAUCAAGGAUGAGGUGAUGAGGAGAGUGAGAGAGGAUGAAAUAAAGGCGAGAGAUUCGGAUGCUUCCUUCCAAUCACUGAUCAACGCGAAAAGGAAACGAAGGGAGGAGGGUGUGGAUUAUGGCAGUGUGGAGUCGAAUCUGGACAUACAAACAGGGGACAUGGACACGGAUGAUGACUUGGAUGCGACAGUGAUGGACGAUGAUACAGGACGGAUGGAUAUGGUGAUGAAAUAUGCGGAUGGAAUACAGAAAUGGACGAAAGAAUUGGAUGAAUUGAGACUGGACAAUGAGAAGGUGCUAAAGCGAGAGGUUUUUGGAAGAAUGCUGGAGUUGCAGGAGUUAAUAAGAACCGGAGGGAAACGAUUGAUGCUGUACUUUACAACGGAGAGGAUGAAUCGAUCGGGAAGCGAAGAAUUGAGAAAGGAAGUUAGUGAGAUGAGAGGAGAGAUGGGGGAGCUAAAGAGAAGGAAUAUACGAUUAGAAGGAGAAAUUAUAGAAUUGAAGAAGAAGAAUACUUACCUCCAGCAGGAGAUCCAGAAGCAGCAGCAAAAGUCCAGGGAGCCCAUGACAGUAGAGACGAUGAAGUCCAACGGAUACUCGGCGGCGGUGAAGAGGUCCACACAGCAGCAGCAGCAGGCACCUGAAACAGAAAAGAAUAAGAUUAGUAAGGUGAAGAAGAAUGGAGGAAGAACCGGAAUGGACGGAGCGAGGGACGAGGUAGCGGAACGGUUGCUGGAGCAAUUAGAAAAUCUCAGGAGGUGUGUAAUGGAUUACUGUGGAAAAGGGAAGGAUGAGGCAUGUGUAGGAAAGGAUAAUGAGAAGGAGGAGGAGCAGGUGAGAAACAUGGAAAGGAAUAGGAUAACGAAGCGUGACCAGGAGUGGACGGUGGUGCAAAGGAGAGGAGCAGGAAGGAAUAAGGAAGGAAGGGAGAAUAGGAUAGGAGAGAAAAGGACCCCUAGGGUAGUUGCAAAGCCCCCACCAACAACGGAGGCAGUUGUAAUUACCUGCGAGGAUAAGGAGUCGGGAGGAAUGGAGCUUAUCCGAAGGGCCAAGCGAAAUAUAUCGCUGGAGGGCCUUGGAAUAGCGGAGGUGAGGACAAGGAAGACGGCGACGGGGGCCACCCUGAUCCAGAUUACUGGAGAAGGGAGGAAGGACAAGGCGGACGCACUUGCGGGCAAGCUAAAGGAGUUCUUCGGAGAGGCUCGCGUCAAGGUAAACAGACCGGUGAAAAGGACGGAGCUAAGGCUUCGAGGAUUAGAGGAGGGAACGACGAUGGAGGAGGUGAAGAGUGUGGUGGCGCGAAUUGGAGAAGGAAGCGAGGAGGAGGUUCGAGUAGGAAGGAUAGCGUGGAAUAGGAUGGGAUAUGGAUCGGUAUUGGUGACAUGCACGGCGGAGACGGCUCGAAGGUUGAUGGAGAAGGAGGAGAGGAUAAGGAUUGGAUGGGCGAGGAUAUAUGUGGAGAGGAUUGCACCAAGGGCACUGCGGUGCUACAGGUGUCUCGAGAAUGGCCACACUGGCGUCACUUGUGACAAUAGUGUGGACCGCUCGGGCACCUGUUUUAAAUGUGGCUCCAUUGGACACAAGGCGAAGGAUUGCCAAAAUCCAACACAGUGCAGUGCAUGCGUGUCGAUGGGCAUUGAGGGAAGCCACGUGAUUGGCGGUCCCAGGUGCAAUGCCCACACUGAAAGGAGGAAACGGAUGGAGAGCGAGAACACGGGAGGGGCCGGAUAA